Molecule: messenger RNA, 600 nt
Organism: Emiliania huxleyi CCMP1516
Lineage: Eukaryota; Haptophyta; Isochrysidales; Noelaerhabdaceae
Exons: 2
Coding region: 1-600 (199 amino acids)
Source: RefSeq, a predicted model, not a curated record
AUGUGCCCAUCCCCCGCGGCUGCUUCGCUGCGCCGCGUCCCGCACGUACGCCAGAGCUUCUCCUGGGACUGCGGCUUCGCCUGCACCGAGAUGGCGCUGCGCGCGCUCGGCGUGCCCGCGCGCGAGUGCCACGUGUCGCAGCUGCGGAAGCGGGUGCCGUCCUCGUCCAUCUGGACGGUUGACCUAGCCUUCAUCCUGCGCGAGUUCGGGCUGCGCUUCCGAUUCCUCACCGCCACGCUCGGUGUCGACCCCUCCUACUCCGCCGAGGCGUUCUACCGGCCCACGCUCGAGCGCGACGCCGAACGCGUCAACACGCUCUUUGGCCGCGCGGGCGCUGCCGACAUCGCGAUCGAGCAGCGGUCGAUCUCGCCGUCCGAGCUGCGCGUGCUCUGCGGCGGCGCGCACACGUGCGGCGGCAACCUCAUCAUCGGCCUCGAGCGGGCCCUCGUGCCCGCGGAGGACCUCGACGCGGCGCGCAGGUCGCACGGCACCGACGAGGACCUGCUCAUCAUCCCGUGGGACCAGCCCUGCCUGGUCACGCCGCCGCCGCCGCCGGGAGAGGCGGCCGAGGAGGCGGCGGGUGAGAGAGUGGCCGAGUGA